AUGCGUUCUUCAUCCCUCUUUGUUGCUCUCUCGGCUGUUGCUGGUGCUCUUGCCAACUUCGGCGAGAUUCCAGCCAAUGUUCCCAGGAACGUCGAUCAGUUCCGUGAGAAGCACCCUUACAAACCGUCAAAGGGUUGCGAUGACAAGCGACCAAUUGUCACCAUCCGGAACUCCAAGAACGAUACGGAUGAUGUUGCCGACGAGUUCUACGCCGGACUUAAAAAGGCCAACCAUGGCGGUACUUUGUACCUCCAGAAAGACAAACUCUACAUCAUCGGCAAGCCUCUCGACCUGACGUUCCUCGAUGAUGUACAGGUCCACUGGGAUGGUGAGGUCAAAUUCACCAACGACACUCCCUACUGGCAAGCAAAUGCCUUCAGCCACCCCUUCCAGAACUCGCUCAUGUUUUGGAAGUGGGGUGGCAAGGAUAUCAAAAUUUACGGUGAUGGUAUCCUGAAUGGCAACGGACAGCGAUGGUGGAACGAAUUCGCCGGACUCGAGAUCCUGGACCCCGACAACGAAUACCUUCGUCCAAUUCUAUUCUACGCCGAGAACGCUACCAACUUCGCCAUGGAAGGUAUUCAUGAGAAAGACUCGCCUUGCUGGACCAACUUCAUUGUCACUUCCAAGGGCGUCUCUUUCGAAAACAUCAUUGUGACUGCCGAGUCGAACAAUGCUUCCGCUCUGCCCAAGAACACCGACUUCUUCGAUUCUUUGAACGUUGUGGACCUUACUGUCAAGCAAGUCUGGGUCAACAUUGGCGACGACUGCUUCUCGCCAAAGUCCAACGCCACCAACAUUCACGUCGACACUAUGUACUGUAACGGUACUCACGGUCAGUCCAUGGGCUCCGUUGGCCAGUACAAGGGCGAGUACAGCUACAUUCAGGACGUCGUUAUCGAGAACGUUUGGCUUCUAAACGGCCAGCACGGCGCUCGCAUCAAGACCUGGGCCGGUGCUGAUGUUGGCUACGGUUUCGUCGAUAACGUCACAUUCAGGAACUUCUGGCAGGCUGCCAACGAGUACUCUGCUUUCCUCGACUCGUGCUACUUCAACGUUAACGCCUCUACCUGUGCAGCCUACCCAUCGCAGAUGAACAUCAGCAACAUUCUCUUCGAGAACUUCUCUGGCUACACCUCAGGAAAAUACGGCAAGGCCGUCGCUAGAUUAACUUGCUCGACCAACCCCAACGCUGUCUGCGAAAACAUCAAGUUCAAGAAUUUUAACAUCACCUCCCCCUGUGGUGAUGCUGUCAUUAUUUGCGAUGGUAUCAAGGGUGGCCUCGGCGAUGACUACCCCUGCAUCCCUUCCAACACUACCGAAGCCACUGCUGCCCUUAAGGCUACGUGCUCUGUGCCUCAGGCUACCAGCACUAUUCAGCCGUGGUAG
This is a messenger RNA of Truncatella angustata, 1389 nucleotides long. RefSeq names its product family 28 glycosyl hydrolase. The record is from RefSeq and is a predicted model, not a curated record. Gene Ontology annotation, molecular function: polygalacturonase activity. NCBI's taxonomy places the organism in Eukaryota, Fungi, Ascomycota, Sordariomycetes, Amphisphaeriales, Sporocadaceae. The transcript has 3 exons. The coding region runs from base 1 to 1389 and encodes 462 amino acids. Gene Ontology annotation, biological process: carbohydrate metabolic process.